Molecule: messenger RNA, 1245 nt
Organism: Exophiala mesophila
Lineage: Eukaryota; Fungi; Ascomycota; Eurotiomycetes; Chaetothyriales; Herpotrichiellaceae
Exons: 1
Coding region: 69-1031 (320 amino acids)
Source: RefSeq, a predicted model, not a curated record
UAGAAAUGUUCAAUCACUGAUAUCAGCUCUGCAUCGUUGAACCAUAAACGUUGUUUAUCUAUUCAGAAAUGAAUAAAUCACCACAGCCAGCAGAGGUUCCCCCGAAGCCCUCCACUGGUCGUUGGGCAUGGCGAAAGAGAUGGAUUUUGAUGGGGACUGCAACUGUCGUGAUAGUGAUCGCCCUCGCGGUUGGGCUCGGCGUCGGUCUCACGAGAAGAAGUGUGACAGACACCAACCCGCCGUCAAGCACACUACCAACUUCGGACCACAACACAACAGCAACAACAGAAAUUUGGAGGCCUGCAAAAGGAACUUCUUGGAACUACUUACUCAACUCGGCUGUUAAUACAACUACUGCACACGGCUUCCAAGUGUGGAUCAUUGAUUUAUUUGACAAUGAUGCCUCGACUAUUGUCGACCUACGCACGAAAGGAAACAAUGUCAUCUGCUACUUCUCGGCCGGGAGUUACGAAGACUGGAGGCCCGAUAACACAUCCUUCAAUGAGGUUGAUUUGGGACACGACCUUGAUGGCUGGCCGGGUGAGCGCUGGGUCAAUAUCAGCUCGAGCCAGCUCCGGGAGAUCAUGACUAGGAGGCUGGACCUUGCGGUGGAGAAACAUUGCGAUGGCGUGGAUCCGGAUAAUGUUGAUGCAUAUGAUAAUGACAACGGGUUACAACUGACUGAGGCCGAUUCCAUUGAUUACAUGUCGUUCUUGUCGGAGGAGGCUCAUCAGCGAGGAUUGGCUAUUGGGCUUAAAGAUGCCGGAGCCAUCAUACCGUCGGUCAUCAACCAGACUGAAUGGAGUGUGAACGAGCAAUGCCUACAGUAUGAUGAAUGCGACACCUACUCUCUUUUCAUCCUGCAGGAGAAACCUGUUUUCCAUGUGGAGUACCCGAAAGGACAGGAUGUCUCGAACAACGAAGACGUUUCAGAGAGUCGAAAGAAGGAAAUUUGUGACGCUCCCUCCACAGAGGGAUUUUCAACCAUCAUGAAAAAUAUCGAUCUCGAUGCUUGGACAGAGGCAUGCUAGGUAGCACCAACCUAGGGAGGCGUCUCUCGCAGAGAAUGCUCGAUGUGGCGUUGUGGAAGAAGGUCAGGGUUUAUGAUGGUAGGAGUCAUGCGCUGUCGAAACUUUGAUAAUGCAUGAGAUUUGGUGUUCUUUACAUGCGGAGCUGAUACAUCAUUAUCGGCAUAGACAACUACUUAUACCCAGGAAACGCGGAGCAUGUUUCAUCAAAUUCAGG